Molecule: messenger RNA, 1250 nt
Organism: Lottia gigantea (owl limpet)
Lineage: Eukaryota; Metazoa; Mollusca; Gastropoda; Lottiidae
Exons: 3
Coding region: 1-810 (269 amino acids)
Source: RefSeq, a predicted model, not a curated record
AUGGGGAUUUCAGUAUCCGAUGUAGAAGGUCCGGAAAGGUCGUUAUUGGUUGUGAUUGUUUGGGCGAUUUCUGAAGAGAGUCGAGAAAAUCAGUCUCCAAGGGACGAAAUCAAGAAACCCAUCACCAAAGAAGUUGUUUGUCCUAAUGGUGUUUCCAACGAAACUCUACCACCAAAACAAAACGAUAAUUCCAAUAACAAAAGAUCCUCGGAAUCAGUUACAACCAGUCAGUAUACAGAGAUCACCAACGAAGUAGUAAGAGUUCAAGCAAGAACGCCAGAACCAAUUGCACAAGCAUAUCUAGAGAAAGUGUCCAAGUCUUUAGAAGUAGAAGUUCCAGACGUGGCCGAAUGUGCUUCACUAAGACAUGAACGUGGGAACGACACACCACGUGAUGAAAUCGGAAUAGAUGCCGGUGGUGAUGUAGUCAAAACCGAAGAAGGUCGGGGUACAGAACAUACAGAGCUCGAAUCAGUACCGACAAAAGAAAAGAACGAGCAUACAGAACUAAAGGUAAAUGAAAAUGAGACCAAUGCUACAGCAGAAAACAUUCAAACAGGUGCCGAUGUACUUCCUCAUUCAGAACAAAACACAAGUGUAGCAGCUGGAACAGACGAAUCGAUAACCCGAGGAGAUCUUAACACGCCAACUACAGAACCUGACACAGGUGUUACUCAAGAUCAACCUGACUCUAAAAUAAUAGAAAAUAAUGCAAAAGCUCUUGUUGCUGAAGUGAUAUCUGUUGCCACGUUGGAAGAACAAGGACAUGGCAAUAAUGUUGAGACCGGAGAAACUACAGCUUCAGAAUAGCACAAUUAAUUUUUCAAUGAUGUUGAUUCGAAUUGUGAUCCUAAAAAUACAAUCCUUCUUGUUUGGUAUUUUCCUGUGUUGUUAUGGAAAUUUCGUCUCGACAUCCUAGGGUUAGCAAAUCCGUAGUACUAGCUGUAGGGGCCGUGUAUUCUGAGCAAGCUAAUUUCACUCAGUUUUACGAUACAUUGUUAUUCUUUUACUCAUCAGUAUUUAUGUGUACCGCCAGGACUGAAACUAGGGUCUUUUUCCAUCAGACAAAAAAUCGUGGCUUCCAUCGCAUUGCUUACCCACCUUUACCGUAGACUUAAAUAAAGCGAUAUAUUUAGCAUGUAUUUUCAAAUUCGGCACGAGACAUUUAACUCGUUUCGGCACGUCACCCUUUUAGAAUUGAUCAUUUACAGACAUCUAGAAUGCCAAGAAUAAUGUUGUUUUUAUUUUUU